AUGCCCCCCAAACAGUAUGAAAACUCGCCGGGCCUGAUAAUUGAAGCUACCAAACGGUACCACGCGAUUAUCAAGACCGACAAAGGCGACAUGACGGUAGAGUUGUUGUCGGAAGUCGCACCGCUAACCGUCAACAAUUUUGUGUUCCUGGCCCGUGACGGAUUUUACGAGAAUAACCAGUUUCACCGGGUCAUCAACGGAUUUAUGAUCCAGGGCGGUUGCCCGAAAGGCGAUGGCACAGGUGGCCCGGGCUAUCGAUUCAGGGAUGAAGCGGUGACGCGACCGUAUGUGCGGGGAACCCUGGCCAUGGCCAACUCCGGCCCCAACACCAACGGGAGCCAAUGGUUCCUGGUUCACGGCGCAGAUGCUGGGCUUCCCCCGAACUACACCAUUUUCGGCGCCCUGACCGAAGGCGACGACGUGCUUGAAUCGCUGGCUACCUCACCGGUACGCAACAGUCGAAGCGGGGAGAACUCUCAACCCGCUGAGCGCCUGGCCAUCCUAAACAUAGAGAUUACCGAAACCGACCUGGGCUAA
Geodia barretti is the source of this 537-nucleotide messenger RNA. The record is from the annotation of a GenBank genome assembly. NCBI's taxonomy places the organism in Eukaryota, Metazoa, Porifera, Demospongiae, Tetractinellida, Geodiidae.